UCCGGCUCGAUUAAAAUGUCUUCGCUUUGACAUGUUGGCUCGAUGAUGUCGCGAUAACUUCUCAGUCUGAAUGCAUGUAAAUAAUCAUUUUCACAGCAUCACAGUCGGACAAGAAUAAAACAGCCUCAUCGGAAUCAGUCAAACUCAGUGUCGCGCACUGUGCUGCGCAUGCGUCAGAGGGUGCCAUGAAGGUAAAGGUCAUCUCCAUCCUGGAGGACAACUACAUGUACCUGGUGAUUGAGGAGCAGAGUAAACAGGCCAUAGCUGUGGACCCUGCUGUACCACACCGGCUGCUAGAAAUAGUGAAGAGAGAGGGCUUGUCUCUGACAGCCAUCCUCACCACACACCAUCACUGGGACCACGCUCGGGGGAAUGAGGCUCUGCUAAAGGAUGUUCCUGGGCUGAGGGUGUACGGAGGAGACGAUCGUAUUGGGGGUCUGACGGAUAAAGUCACAGACGCCCAGGAACUCAAGUUUAACUCCAUCAAUGUGAGGUGCCUAUUUACUCCCUGCCAUACCUCUGGUCACAUGUGCUACUUUGUUUGGGAGGAUGAGUGCACUGACGCCCCUGCUGUGUUCACAGGAGACACGUUGUUUAUCGGUGGAUGCGGGCGGUUUCUUGAGGGUACGGCAGAACAGAUGCACCACAAUCUCACCCAGGUGCUCGGCUCCCUACCUCAAGACACGAAGGUGUUCUGUGGACACGAAUACACCAUUAAGAACCUGAAGUUUGCCCUGCUGGUGGAGCCAGAGAAUGAAAAGGUUAAAGAGAUGCUGAGCUGGGCCCGGGCCAGAGACGAUGAUGACAAACCCACAGUGCCAUCCACUUUAAUGGAGGAGUUUGAGUACAACCCUUUUCUUCGCCUCUCGGAGGAAGGAGUACAAAAGUUCACUGGGAAGACGGACCCCAUAGAGGUGCUGAGGGUCCUGCGGAAGGAGAAGGAUAAAUUUAAGAAGCCCAAGGAGAGACUUCCUCCUCACGCCAUGUUGGCUCUGGAGUGGGGGCUUCUCAGGCCGUGAGAUCUGAACAUGUGACAUACUCGGCUAUCAAGGACGAGUAGAUUGAACGCCUGAAUGCAGCAAGACACAACACUGUAGAGUGUGCUGUUUGUUGCGUUAGUUAACACUGAAUUUAUACUGCUGGGAGCCUGGUCGGCCCUGUGUGUUCUGUUUUAGUAAUUAAAAACAAUGUCUGCACAAAAAGGCCAGAGUAAAGCUGCUUUCGUUUAAUACUCCUACAAGCUAUAUUAAUGAAUUAAGGGGCUGGUCUCCCAGUCUGUUAUGCACACACAAACUGCAGCAGGUAAUGUCAGCUCAUAUCAAUUUCCAUUGAUUUUAAUGUGUUUUUUUUGUGUAUUUAUUGUUUUAAUUAAUGGUGUGGGGAUAAAAAUAACCUUUCUUUAUAACUUAUUUGUAUUGGAAUAUUUCCUUUAUCCGCUUUUGAUCUCUUUAUUGAUGUCUCUGGGUAGUUUUCUGUCUGUAACCUUGUGACUGCCACUGCAUUUUAUUUUACUUUUUAACUACCUUCACUUUGGACAUACUGUAUAUAUUCUGUACGAUUUCUCUUCCUUACUUAAGCAGUUUGACUUCACACAAUUGAUUUACUGUAAAAUACAAUAUAAGUAUAUGUGUGUAUAAUUUAGGCUUCACCUUACACAGAGCAUUUUGAAACUGGAGUCUGAUAUUUUGCACUCAUAAAUUGUACAAUGGUAAAAGAAACAUGCAGUGUACAACCCUAUGAAUGUAAAUUGCUGCUUUUCGUCUCAAAGUGAGUAAAACUUCACUUUGCGAGAACCUAUAAUUGUACAUCAGUCAAGAUUAUUCAAUAAAAGAUAUGAGUCUGAA
Molecule: messenger RNA, 1844 nt
Organism: Epinephelus lanceolatus (giant grouper)
Lineage: Eukaryota; Metazoa; Chordata; Actinopteri; Perciformes; Serranidae
Product: hydroxyacylglutathione hydrolase-like protein
Molecular function (GO): hydroxyacylglutathione hydrolase activity
Source: RefSeq, a predicted model, not a curated record